AGGUCGCCUUUGGGUGGCUAACUGUCAACAUAGAACCUGCCACUAAAAAAUGUACACUCGUUGCAGUCCCUUUCGAUUCGAAAUUCCGGUUAGUAAAAAAAAUAUUCAGCUAAAAAUCUAGAACCUAAAACCGUAAAACUAAACCCAACAAAACAAACAAAUAGUUAAAAAAAAAACGUUAAAAAAUAUAAAUCCGGAUGGAAACCAAAAAAUAAGCAAAAAGAAACGAUAUCUUCCAGAAAGCGAAGGAAACAAAUUGCAAAUCGAAUUCCCGAAGAAUCAAAUUACGAAAAAAGGAAAGUCCAAAUAGGAGAAGGGAUAGAACGUGCUAGAACGAAACUAGUUCCUCGAAAUGAAUCCCUUCCGGCCGAGGCAGCAGCAGCAGCCGCAGCAGCCACCACAGCGUGUGAGAUCGGAGCGUAUGCCGGGCGAUCGGGAGCGUGAGAUGGACCGCUCGGUGCACCGCCGCCUGCGGGACGCCUGGAUUCCGGCGGCAGCAGCAGCUGCAGCGGCGGCGGCGGCCACAGCAGCAGCAGCGGCUACGGUAGCACCCGGAAACGGAACUGGAACCGGCAACGGACCGGAAAUGCUCGCCGGAGCAGAAAUCGUACCAGUAGCGACACCAGUAGUGGCUAUGGGAGCAGGAAUGGGUCCGGUUGGAAUGGGAGCUGGGACAGGAACUGGCAUUGGCCUUGGAAUGGCAGCAGUGCGAUUACGUCACAACCACCAUCAUCCGCCCGAUGUGGAGCGGUUCAUGCUCAACCUGAGGAUCCUGCUGCUCCGGCAGAGUGCCGGAUUCAAUUUGGGUGCCGGCGAUGGCGUAUUCGUGUGGAAUUGGCGGGAACCGGCCAUGGCCACCGGGCAGAUGGGCGAAGGCGAUGGCGAUGUCGAGGAGGAGGACGACGACUUGGAGUUGGCGACAGUGGGAGCGGUGCUUCCACGUAUUUAACAAUCAAAAAACAAAAAAAAAAGAGCAUCUAUAAAAUUCCCGCACCUACUUUAUUGACUAUACUUUCCCUCCACUAUCUACUUCGCUCUUCCACUUUUUCCGUCUCUUCCGGAACCGGAACUGAAACCGCAGCCCGGUGAAGAGGAAUCCCCCGCCAAGCUCACAGUGUUGCCAUGUGUCUCGUUCUUAUUAUUUCAUAACCGGUUUGCCAAUAAACCGUUACCCGUUCGCCCGUUCACCCGUUAACCGGAGUCGCAGACGUCCACAUACAUCAUGCUACAUACGUACCCUGACCAGAUACGGCAUAACCGAUUCACCGAUGUGUCCGAAUGCUAUUUUUAUCGCCCGCCGGUCCUGUUUUAUUCCUGGAUCCUGAACUCUCCUAGCUGGGAGGCGGACGGAUAGAUGGAUGGAUGGAGGGAUGAGAUGCAACAGGAGGAGGAGAAGGAAUAAGAGAACAAGAAGGAUAACGGCGCGGGGAUCUGCGAAGGCUCACGCAUAUAAUAAUUUCCUGUUCAAUGAGCAAUUACCGUAAUAAAGAUACAACUAGGCGACUCCAUUACAAUGGA
Molecule: messenger RNA, 1518 nt
Organism: Drosophila ananassae
Lineage: Eukaryota; Metazoa; Arthropoda; Insecta; Diptera; Drosophilidae
Exons: 1
Coding region: 353-949 (198 amino acids)
Source: RefSeq, a predicted model, not a curated record